Punctularia strigosozonata HHB-11173 SS5 is the source of this 564-nucleotide messenger RNA. RefSeq lists its product as uncharacterized. The transcript is spliced from 2 exons. The record is from RefSeq and is a predicted model, not a curated record. Lineage: Eukaryota; Fungi; Basidiomycota; Agaricomycetes; Corticiales; Punctulariaceae. Bases 1 to 564 code for a protein of 187 amino acids.
AUGACCUUGAGCCACCGCCAAACGUCGCGCCAGCCAUCGCCGAACCCGACUCCACACGAGGAAGGCCAACGCUACGCAAUCAACGGUAUGCCGCUGCAGCAGUCGUCUUUCUACGCGUCUUCACGCGAUCUCUACCAGCCCAGCAGCCUGCUGAAGAAAGACAGGUCGUCGGGAGCCUGGAGAGCGUCUACCUGCAAUACCUGGCUACGAGCUUACCCAAGCACUCGCCAGAUUCUGUGCAUCGUUGCCAUCGCGGUGCAGAUCAUCACCAGCCUCGCAGGCGCCAACGCGUCGGACAAGGGGCUGCUGGAUGCCGCGAUUAUCCUGGCCAACUGUGCCUUCGCGUGCGCUGCCGCCGCCGCCGCGAUCCUACUCCUCGCUCCGGAGCGCGUCGAUAAGAUCGAAACAGGUCUGCUCAUCGGAGUGGGCAUGGUCUGUACUCCGAUGGCGCUCAUGUUCGUCGUGUGCGCGACGUCGCCCGUGGCGGUCAUCGUCGUCGUCGGCGUCAUCGUCUGCUUGGGUUUCUUGCUGGUCUCUGCAAUUAUGUUUCUGCGUACCGCUUAA